Messenger RNA from Etheostoma spectabile (orangethroat darter), 1568 nucleotides. Its product is annotated as collagen alpha-1(XIV) chain. Bases 228 to 935 code for a protein of 235 amino acids. The record is from RefSeq and is a predicted model, not a curated record. The transcript has 11 exons. NCBI's taxonomy places the organism in Eukaryota, Metazoa, Chordata, Actinopteri, Perciformes, Percidae.
GGUGUACCUGGGCCUCAGGGACCCCAAGGACCACAAGGACCCAGCGGCGCUCCAUCAUAGGACCCCCAGGUUCUCCGGGAGAGAGAGGACAGAAAGGUGAAGGUGGACAACAAGGACUACAGGGAAUCGCCGGCCGAGCCGGAGCUCCCGGCAGAGACGGCCCCCCAGGACCCAGGGGCCUGACGGGUAAAGACGGCCCGCCGGGCAGACCGGGACCCUCAGGGACCAUGGGGACGCCAGGAGCCCCCGGGGCCACGGGUCACACGGGGCCUUCAGGAAAACAGGGAGAACUGGGACCCCCGGGUCCUCCUGGAACCAAAGGGGACAAAGGGGAACGGGGUGAUCUGCAGUCGACAGCGUCGGUCCAGGACAUCGCCAGGCAGGUCUGUGAGCAGCUCAUUCAGAGCCACAUGGAGCGCUACAACUCCAUCCUGAACCAGGCGCCCAGUCCGCCAGUGUCCAUCCGCACUGUGCCGGGACCCCCCGGAGAGCCUGGUAGACAGGGAACCCCGGGGCCCCAGGGAGAACAGGGACCCACAGGAAGACCAGGCUUCCCCGGACAGAACGGGCAGAACGGGCAACCGGGAGAACGAGGUCAACCAGGAGAAAAGGGUGAUAGAGGAUCUCAAGGUGUUGGAGUCCAGGGCCCCAGAGGACCUCCAGGACCCCCCGGAGCCCCAGGCCAGGGCAGACCUGGCAGCCAGGGUCCCUCAGGGCGGCCUGGAAAUCCUGGGACCCCUGGUCGUCCCGGGGUCCCCGGACCCGUCGGCUCCACUGGGCCUCCGGGCUACUGCGACCAGAACUCCUGUAUGGGCUACAAUGUUGGAGAGGUUGAAGAUGUCACUGACCGCGGCGCUGUCCCCGCAGUCCAACUGCCGCCCAACGUCUUCCAGAGCUACGGCGAGGCCGAGGAGGACGACCCCUACCGCUACUAGAGCCCAGCUACCCGGCGCCGCGGCCCGUGGCGCCCGGCGACCCGGCGCUCGCCCCGGACGACGACGGCGGCGAGCCGGGUUACCGCGGCGCCCGGAGCCUCGACGACGGCGAGGACGAGGAGGACAGGGUGGCGCCGAAGAGGAGACGGAAGAGGGACGCUAAGGCACUGCCUGGACUAGUUAAAUGAGAGGACGGGAUCGUCGGAGGCCGCUCGCUGUUUGUGAUUGGCCGGUUCGGAGCCGUCAUGGACCAAUCAACAAGUGCCUGAUGUAGAGGGUUUCUUAUGGACAUAGUGGGGGGGGCAGUGGGGGCGGGGGGGGGGGUUCAGGUUGGGACUGUUUUAACUCGUCUAUGCUAUUGAUUUAAGUUGUUUUUGUCUCAAAAUGGAUUCCGCUGAACUGGUUUUAUAUUUCUCGUCUCUAACGGUGUUUUUCCACCGCUGGUAACAGCUCGCCACGACACGACUCGCCACGACACGCCACGACUCAACACGCCACGACUCAACACGCCACGACACGACCCACGACACGCCACGCCACGCCACGACUCAACACCCCCGACACGCAUGCCACGACACGACACGCCAGACACCACGACACGCCACACCCACGACACACCACCCCGACCCACGC